Molecule: messenger RNA, 4783 nt
Organism: Zerene cesonia (dogface butterfly)
Lineage: Eukaryota; Metazoa; Arthropoda; Insecta; Lepidoptera; Pieridae
Exons: 9
Coding region: 241-2451 (736 amino acids)
Source: RefSeq, a predicted model, not a curated record
GAUUCACAAAAAAAUUCACUAUCUGUGAUUAUGUCUGUUGAAAUUGGUUUGUUAUUAUUCAAUUAAAUGGUUUUUUACUUUUGGAUCCUUCUUAUUUAGUUGAUUAAAAUAAUUUCUUCGGAAGAUCAUAAGAUUCAAGUUUCAAUUAAGACCAGAAUUAAACUGUUUUACUACGGAAAUCUGUGCGUAACCUUAAUGAAUACAAUGCCGACGAUUUUCAAGAACCCUUGUUUUUAAAUAAUGGAUUCAAAAAAAGAAUCUAAUUCAAUGAGGAAUAUACAGGAGCAGGAAAUAAUUAAUCUAGAUUGUAGUUCGAGUAAAAGCACCUUAAAACACCAAGGGCAUGGUGAUGGCGACGAAGAAGUAUGCGCACCAAUGUCAAAUGAAAUAGAAUCUUUUGCAAUUGUUCCCAGUUCGGCUAAUUUAAAUUUGGUAUCCUACAAUGAAUGCAGCGAAGAACAGCAUAAUUCAUUAGAAAAUAAAGAUGGUGCAAAUGAAGUGGCCAACAAAAAUUCCGAUAAAAUACCUUGUAACGCAACAAGUUCCCAAUUUGGAAAACAACUUGCAGGCAGCAGCAAAAGCGCUUCAAACUUGAAUAAAAGCCCAUCUCAAUGCGAAAAGUCCUGCAACCAAGUAAACAAUGCGUGCGUGAUUAAGCCUAAUUUAUUGUGCGACAUCAAUGAACCUUCAACAAGUGGUCUUUGUGUUGCUUCUUCAAGUAAAUCAGAGCCGAUGCCCAGCAGUAGCGAGACAAAAGAUAACAAGAAAAGGCCAUCAACUCUAAGAUUGAAGAGACCAAUUGUAGAUGGUGAAGAUAGUUCCAGCGAUACAGGCAAUGAUGACUAUUCAUUAGGAUCAGAAGAUGGAUGCAUCUAUACAUACCGGGGAGUAAUUCCUGCAGCUAUGCCAGCUGGACCUCAACAACAAGCUGUCCCUAACCCCAGAGCUCCUGGUUCAAGAGUAUCAAGCCCUGACAUGGACUUCUUAGAAAUGGACUUUGAUCCUGGACCAUCAUGUGAGGCAGACACAGGUGAUGAAUCUACACCAGAAGCAGAUAUUGAGGUAGUAAGUGUGCCUGAAGCAAAUGAGCAUGUAAUAAGGGGCACAUCACCAGAAUAUCAACCAGGUGUUGCACAACCACACUCUAUAAAUAUACCUGUAGCUCCAGGAAGCAGUAUAAAAACUUCAAUUUUUGACUUACCACCUAUUAAUAGUGAGACUGAAGCUGUGCCAGAAAACACUACAGUUGUAAAGAAAAUUAGAAGGACUCAUACAGAAUAUAUAACACAUGUCAAUGUAAGGGGUGAAAAGCUGAGAGUUCGUAGAACCAUGUCUCACUGGCUUGAUACUAAACCUCCAGGAGUUCAUGGAUCUAGUGGGGAUUUGAUCUCACCUAAGGACCUCACUAACCUUAAUGAAGAACAAAAGAAUGAUGGUAUCGUGCAUCAGAUAAACCAGGGAGAAAAUACCACAACCUUUGAAUCUGUUAAUUUGACACCAGCGAUGUAUCAUGUAAAUAUGGCUAAAAAGCUUAUAGAUGACAAACCAAAUAUUGAAGAAGGCCAAAGUUCAUGUAGUGUGGAAGAGGAACCAAUACCAGGUCCGUCACAGAGUAACGAGCCAUGCAUUGAACCACCCAGGUGCAUGGUGUGGUCGGAGCGAGAAGCGUGUGAACAACAAGUCACACAAAUAGGCACAUCUGCCUGUGGUGCUACAGCUGUUGUUAAUGUUUUUCUUGCAUUAGGAGUCCCUGUUGAUAUCGAAAGGAUUAAUUUGGCAGUUGGAACAAGACAAAGGGCAAAUAAUGCACCAAUACCAAGGUAUUUGCUAUCACGGUCAGUGGCUGGAUGCACAGCAGCCGAUAUAGUGACGGGAAUACAAAAAGCAUCAGAUGGCCUGGUCACUGCUAGAUUCUUUUCAACAUACCCUGAGCGUAGUCUCUCAUUGUCACAUUGGCUUGCUGAUUGGAUCUCGCUUGGUGCAGUACCAAUACUAACACUGAACCUCCAACAGGGUUGCGAGGGUGAGAUACCCGACGCCUGGCACCACCAGAUGGUGUUCGGGGUUUCACCCCGGGGGGUGUAUCUAUGCAAUCCAGUUGAAUGUGUUCCAGAGAACAUAUUGUGGUCACGUUUAGUGUCUCCUUCAGUACUGCUGGUUCGUUCCAGGGAUGUGAUAUCUCGGUUCAAUGCGGAGACUGAUAUGUCUCCGCUCACAGCAGUGCCUGAUGUGCGAUUCCAUAAACUGAAUGUGCUUGGGCAAGUGGCGAACGUGCUCCGCGAGUGGCGGCACGCGGGCUGCCCGGAGGCGCCGCCGCGCACGCGGCACGUGCGCGUGCCGGCCGCCUACCAGCCGGGCGUCACGCUCGCCGCGCUCACCGGCUCCGAGGCGCACCGCCGCCUCGCGCACGCGCCGCCGCCGCCGCGCCACGCGCCGCGCGACCCCGCCUGAGACUGGCGGCUCCUGAUUCACAUCUACAUGGUGAAUCGGAAGCCAUCAGAACCACAAGAAUAAAGGACAUAAUUUUGAAAAAAUAAAUGUCGGCAAAAUGAUUAUGUCCCAAAACGACCACUGAUACAUAAUAUUAUAUACAAAGUACCACCGAAUUUUGUUUAAUAGCAUUACUCGAUCGUAUACUCAUCAUGGAUUUCACGAAUACAUUGUGUAAUUAAGAUUAAUGUACAUUUAAACUUAACGAAAUAUAUACAACUUGACAGUUGGUGCGUAACGUUAGCCUAAAUUAUGGACAUUAAAUGUCGUAAUUAUUAUUAAUUAAAUGCUUAGAAAAUUCGCCAUAAUAUAAUUUGAAUGUUAGUGCGGAAUAUUCUUCGAACCAAUACAUGAAUGGUUAUUAAAACAGCGAAUGGCGAUUGAUGGUCUGUUUGUUUUUACUUGAAUAUAUAGUACAUUUAGAAAUUAAAAGAUUUUAAACACUGUCUUACCCAUAUCACCGUGGGGCGUGACACGAGCCACGUUGACACUAGGGAAAACCAAGCCCUUUGUGAAAUGUUCGAAGCGGCGGGGUAAAUAAAAACAAUGAAUAAAGCGUGCUUAAAAUCCAUUAAAGUGUCUAUAAUUUCUAAACGUGGUUGAUCCUUAUAGGCCAUGCGUCAUUCUAAAAAGACCUAAAGAUUGGGUGGUGUUUCAUAAAGUCUAAAUUAGUCGUAGUCAUAUAAUUAAGGUCACAUACAAUUAAACCCUAAAGUAUAAUAUUACAAUUAUAGCUUGUUUUAAAAAAAUGCAAUUAAUGUCUAUUAGUAGGGAUUAAAUGACUCGUCAUUAUUAUUAUUACUUAUGGAAAUACCAAUCUAAUUUUCUUUAAAUGUCUAGUCCUAUAAUUGAGACGGACUCGGGUAUCCAAAUAGUUUAUCUCCCGAUUAUAAACUAUACACAUAUAAGUUUUAGAGUUUAACUUUCAUUAGUAGGACAGUAACUAAUAUAUUAUAUAUUUAAUCGCAGACAAUUUAAUAAGUUGACACUAACCCUUUUUGGCAGCAAAAAGCCAAAAGACUAGAUGAACCGAGUUGUAUAUUUUUCAAGGCAAUGCGCAAACCAAUUCGUAUUUAAACUUUAACAUACACGGUUUAGUGUAAGGGCUUUAUAUAAUUUUAUCGCUCAAAUAUUCAAUGGUGUAUUUUAUUAUUGAUACCCUGUUUUAUUGCUUUAUUUGCAUUGACGUAACCUUUUAGUACAGUACUUGGUUAAUAAUUUUUGAAAUAGCUCGUGCUGUAUGUAUCCUUAGGGUCUAUUUUACCUUAAUACCAUAUGACUCAGUUAGUUUUCCCAUAUACUGUAUAAAUGUAUAUAUAGAAAUACCUUUUAGUUAUUUUAUUCGCAUUUAAGCAUCUUAAGUUUGAGCUAAAUCGGACAGAGAAUUUGAAAUGCUUGUGGAGAUAGCAAGAUUACCACGCUAUUAGUUCCUUUUGUCCGUUACUAACGUUCAUUCAAUUUCAAUGCAUAUAAAGCAAUAAAUUUUAUUUAAUUAAAAGAUACAAAAAUUGUGAUCGGCUAAAUUUUAUUAGCCAAGUGUAAAUAGUGUGUAUGGAUACGAUAUAAAAUAUAUAGAUAAACAUUAGAAAAUUGGUGCUUACUAGUCAAAAUUAUAUUAGCACACCUAUAUUGUCAUUCAAUACAUUUAUCGUACGUUUAUCAGUUAAAUACACUAAUUUUACCGCAGGACCUGUAAGUCUUCAAGUAACUUCGAUUAAGAUAUAUUUUCACUCUAAGUAUGGUGUAGGUUUUCUAAGCAAAAUGCUACGUGUAUAUGCAUGAAUAUUAUAUGUACCGUAUUUCUUAGAGAGUCAACUUUUAAGCGUAUAUUUCAUGUCAUAUGUAAGGUAAUGAUUAGGGCAUUGCUAAGUGCAAAAAUAACCUCUAUUGUACGUGGUUUAAGGGUGAAAUUGUGAUAAAAGUACUUUCGAGUUGAUGGACUUCUCUGAGGGCUAACAGUUUCAUCGUAUAAUUGAGAAAAUGUAUGAAAUUAUUAUAUUCGUUUUGUGUUGCGCCAUUUAUCUUGUGUCACUGUAUAGUGCGUAUUAUUAUAGAAUAAAGUUACAUUUAACUAUAAAUUGUAUAUUCAUAUACCAGUGUAGUUGUAGAUAGUAACCUAAAAGGCGAAACAUGUAUUUAUUUAUUUUGUUCGAUAUUGUAGCAGUAUCAGGUAUCAUGUUUUUUUAAACAUCGGAAGUCAUGUGUAAGUGUCUAUAACUGUAUUCUUGAGACCUGACGUUAAUAUCAAUGUAAUAGCUAUUAUAUAUAACAUUGUAUUUUUGAAUAAAUGGUA